Messenger RNA from Arabis nemorensis, 2484 nucleotides. NCBI's taxonomy places the organism in Eukaryota, Viridiplantae, Streptophyta, Magnoliopsida, Brassicales, Brassicaceae. The record is from the annotation of a GenBank genome assembly.
AUGUUGACAAUCGGAGAAGGUAAUGUGAUGACUUCAAACAACAGAUUUGCUUCGCCGCCGAUGCCUUCUUCCUCUUCUUCUCCGGCAACAGUCCAAAACCCUAACUUUAAUUUCAUCCCUUUCAAUUCAUUUUCCUCCAUUAUCCCGAAGGAGGAGCAUGGGAUGAUGAGUAUGAUGAUGAUGAUGGGAGAUAAAACAGUAGAGGAAAUGAUGGAAACCGGGUCGGUGGGUGGGUCAUUAGGGUCGGGUAGUGAACAAGCAGAAGAUCCGAAAUCCGGAAAUGAGUUUGAUGUUAAUGAGCUUCAUGAUGAUGAAGAGCAACCUCCUCCGGCUAAGAAGAAACGUUACCAUAGACACACUAAUCAUCAGAUCCAAGAAAUGGAAGCAUUAUUUAAAGAAAACCCUCAUCCAGACGACAAACAAAGAAAGAGAUUAAGUCAAGAACUUGGUCUCAAUGCUCGACAAGUUAAGUUUUGGUUCCAAAACAGGCGUACCCAAAUGAAGGCUCAACAAGACAGAACAGAGAAUGUGAUGUUAAGGGCAGAGAACGAGAGCCUUAAGACGGAGAAUUGCCAUCUUCAGGCGGAGCUACGGUGUCUCUCGUGUCCUUCUUGCGGUGGCCCAACCGUCGUUGGUGAGAUUCCUUUCAACGAACUCCACAUCGAGAAUUGUCGCCUCCGUGAAGAGCUUGAUCGUCUAUGCUCCAUUGCUUCGAGAUACACUGGUCGUCCUUUGCAAUCCAUGGCAGCAUCUCAACCGUUGAUGAAUCAUUCUGCUUCACUUCCACAUCAUCAUCAACCUUCAUUGGAGCUCGACAUGAGCGUAUACGCUGGGAAUUUUCAUGAACAUCCAGACAUGAUGAUGCUUCCUCCACAAGACACUGCUUGUUUCUUCCCUGAUCAAACUAACAACAACAACAGUCUGUUACUUGGGGAUAAAGAAAAAGUUAUCGCCAUGGAAUUUGCUGUUUCUUGUGUUCAAGAAUUGACUAAAAUGUGUAACACAGAUGAGCCUUUGUGGAUUAAAAAGAAGUCUGACAAGAUUGGCAGCGAGAUUUUGUGUCUGAAUGAGGAAGAGUACAUGAGAUUGUUCCCAUGGCCGAUAGAGAAUCAUAACAACAACAAAGGAGAUUUUCGUAGAGAAGCUUCAAAAGCAAACGCGGUUGUUAUCAUGAACAGCAUAACGCUAGUUGACGCGUUUAUAAACGCUGAUAAGUGGUCGGAGAUGUUCUGUUCAAUCGUGGCUAGGGCGAAAACAAUUCAGAUAAUUUCAUCUGGAGUUUCUGGAGCCAGUGGCUCUCUUCUACUGAUGUAUGCAGAGUUACAGGUAUUAUCUCCAUUGGUUCCAACUCGAGAAGCUUAUUUUUUACGGUAUGUGGAACAAAACGCAGAAGAUGGAAACUGGGCAAUCGUAGAUUUCCCCAUCGAUAGCUUCCAUGAUCAAAUCCAGCCACUGAAUGCUAAUACUCCUCAUGAGUAUAAAAGAAGAACUUCAGGCUGCAUCAUUCAAGACAUGCCUAAUGGAUACUCACAGGUCAAGUGGGUGGAGCACGUGGAAGUAGACGAGAAACAUGUGCACGAGACAUUCGCCGAGUACGUAGGAAGCGGAAUGGCUUUUGGAGCUAACCGUUGGCUCGACGUGUUGCAGAGACAGUGCGAGAGGGUCGCUAGUCUAAUGGCUAGAAACAUAACUGAUCUUGGAGUGAUUUCAUCUGCAGAAGCUAGGAGGAACAUAAUGAGGUUAUCGCAGCGGAUGGUGAGAACAUUCAGUGUGAAUAUAAGCACUUCUUACGGACAAUCUUGGACCGCAUUGUCCGAGACAAACAAGGACACAGUAAGGAUCACUACGAGGAAAAUGUGCGAACCUGGUCAACCUACAGGAGUUGUUCUUUGUGCUGUCUCAACCACUUGGCUUCCAUUUUCUCAUCUCCAAGUCUUCGAUCUUCUCCGCCAUCAACAUCAUCACUCUCUGUUGGAGGUUUUGUUCAAUGGUAAUUCACCUCAUGAAGUUGCUCAUAUAGCAAAUGGUUCACAUCCUGGAAACUGCAUCUCUCUUCUUCGAAUCAAUGUAGCGAGCAAUUCAUGGCAUAACGUAGAGCUGAUGCUACAAGAAAGCUGCAUUGAUAACUCCGGUAGCUUAAUCGUAUACUCAGCCGUCGACGUCGACUCGAUCCAGCUCACGAUGAACGGGGAAGAUCCUUCUAGUAUUCCUCUUUUGCCCCUCGGUUUCUCCGUCGUCCCAGUGAAUACUCCGGUUAAUGUCGAGGGUGUUUCCGUCAAUUCGCUUUCUCCGCCGUCGUGUCUUCUCACCGUCGGGAUUCAGGUCUUGGCGAGCAACGUACCAACCGCGAAACCGAAUCUCUCCACCGUCACUACCAUCAACAACCACCUUUGUUCGAUCGUCAAUCAGAUCACUUCUGUUCUUAGCAGCACCGUUUCUCCGGCGAUUGCAGCUUCCGGAGAAGCCAAACAAGAGCUCAGCUAG